Molecule: messenger RNA, 1454 nt
Organism: Ananas comosus (pineapple)
Lineage: Eukaryota; Viridiplantae; Streptophyta; Magnoliopsida; Poales; Bromeliaceae
Product: BURP domain-containing protein 3-like
Exons: 4
Coding region: 127-1200 (357 amino acids)
Source: RefSeq, a predicted model, not a curated record
UUCUCCUCACGCUUUAAUAUUUUAAAUUAAUUACCUUCCUAAUUCUAGUGACCUAACCAGGCUAUAUAAACCCAUCACUUCGAUCUCCUCGAUCUAAACUCAUUGCAAGUGUACUGAGCUUCAAACAUGGGUCACUCGUUACCUCUCCUUUCCCUGCUAUUCGUUGUAGCAGUAGCAACUACACAUGCAACUUCGCCGGCUCAAGUUUACUGGCGCUCUGUCCUGCCUAACACUCCCAUGCCAAGCGCCAUUAGCGACCUUCUAAGCUCUGAAACGGUGGCGGACGAGGAAGCGGCGGCCUCGGUCAACGUGGGGAAGGGAGUGGGCGUCCACGUGGACCCGGGGAACGGCAAGCCAACGACGAACGUCCACGUGAGCCCCGGCGGGACCGGGGUCCACGUGGGCCCGGGGAAGGUCAAGCCAGACACGAACGUCUACGCGGGCCCCGGCGGGGCCCACGUGAGCGUGGGCCCCGUCCCCUACGCGGGCCCCUUUUUGUACAACUACGCCGCCACCGAGACCCAGCUCCGCGACGACCCCAGCGUCGCGCUCUUCUUCCUGGAGAAGGACCUACGCCCGGGGAAGAAGAUGACGCUCCACUUCCCGGAAGUCGCUUCCGGCCCCGCUUUCCUCCCCCGGAAGGAAGCCGACGCGAUCCCGCUCUCCGUCGAGAAGCUUCCGGAAGUCCUCGGCAGGUUCGCGAUCCAGCCGGACUCCGUCGAGGCCCGGUGGAUGCGGAAGACUGCCCAAGAGUGCCAGGAGCCGGCGGCCGGCGGGGAGAAGAAGUUCUGCGCCACGUCGCUCGAGUCCAUGGUCGACUUCAGCACGUCGAGCCUCGGGACGCGCGACGUGCGGGCGGUGUCCACCACCGUCCCUAAGAAGGGUGCUCCGAAACAGGAGUACACUAUCGUGCCGUCCGGCGUCCGUAAACUGGCCGGGGACGAGCUGGUGGCGUGCCACGCAGAGACGUACGCGUACGCGGUCUUCUACUGCCAUUUGACGGGAACGACGAGGGCGUACACGGUGAAGAUGGUCGGGAAAGACGGUGCGGCGGUGGAUGCGGCGGCAGUUUGCCACGCCGACACGGCAGCGUGGAACCCGAAACACCUGGCGUUCCAGGUGCUCAAGGUGAAGCCCGGGACCGUGCCCAUUUGCCACUUCAUCCCACAAGACCAUGUUGUGUGGAGCCGCCGCACUUAGGAGAAUAUACGCGCAGGGUUGUGGAUUGAGAGUGAGAAAGUGAGAGAGAGAUGUGGUGUUAACUAGUAUAUUUUAUAGGUUCUAUGUACUGGUCUCUAUAUGUGGAUUGGGUUUACGUAAUAGAUGUUUAAUUGUUGUAUGAACGUGGUGUCUCGGUAUAUUUGGGUCUUUAUAUGUAUGAUGUUUAUGUGGUGAAGGUGUAGAAUAAAAAAGGCACUGCAGAGCUGUUUUCAUAUAUAGUUUUAUUUGGAAAA